CGAAGAAUCUUCCGUUGUACUUCUGCGGCGCAAGAACAGCGAGAAGCGAACAAAAGCGAGGCGAUAUCGUCGGAGGACGCAUCAAUUGUAGAGCCGAACAGAUUUGUGUGCGAGAAAGACGGGAUUUUCGGUGCCGUUGGGAUUUGGUUCAAGUGCAUCUUCCCGGCGCCCGGGGCGGGUUUCAGCGAGAAGUACCCCUUUGAACAUGAGGAGGACAAAGCCAAGAAAAGGAUCGUUCUCUCCACCAGUCCGGAACACCUAAUGACCCACUGGAAGCAGACGAUUUUGUUUCUGAAGAACCCGGAGGAUAACGACAGACUGUUUAACUUCGAAGCGAAAAAGGGCGACUUGAUUGAAUUCGGCCUGGCCUUGAAAAGAGAACCGGAAGAAAACAAUCGCCACUAUGAAAUCGAGUUUGAAAUGUGAUAGACCGCCUUACAACUAUCUGAUGAAAUAAAUCGUGAGUUGCUAUUUUCAGCCACCAGAGGUGAAAGAUGAUUAGGUUCAAACUUCAAGUUGUGGAGUCCUCUACAUUUUCAUUCGUUAGCAGGAUCAAAAAGACGAGAGCCAACAAGUGUUCGGAUAAUUCUGCCGAGCCUGCUGCUCCUCGAUGCUCAAAAGUCCGUCUCCGUCGGUGAUUCGUUCGCGCUCGAACACGAACAGAAAUGUCGUUCAUCGAAGUGAAAUCAUCUCGAAUCGAAUCGUACUUCAUCUCUGUAGAAGAAGGAAACAGAUACGAAGAACAUCGUCGUGCAAAGGUAGUAUUGUGGUCUGUUUUAAUAUUUCGAAUUAUGCAUCGGCCACCUAUAUUAUGUUGUAUCUCGAAGAACAUCGUGCUAUUUUUUCCCUUGGUGGGCUCCUUCCUCUAUUCGUAUUUUGCUUCCGCUAGUAGUGAGGCAGACACGUCUAGACUGCUGGCGAAUGAAAGAAAUGAUGGACGUCGUGCAAGUGCUGGUAAAAAGUUCGAGAUUAGUUCCCUGCUCGACAGUUGUCUGUGGUGCAACAAGCGCAGUAAAAGUGGGAACAGCUGCAACAUGAGCGCAGGAAACGGCUUGCAUUCAUCACACCCUCGGCAAAUAGCACAGGGCAAAGAGCAACAGCGUCAUCACUUCUCAACAUCUCAGGUCCCCCUACUUGCUCCCGCACACACGAUAUUAAAUCCCGAUCUUCAUGGUACAACGACGGCAAUAGCCGCAUCACAGCUGCAACUACAAGCAAACACAACUAGUACAACUUCCACGUGCUCGCUUCUUGACGUAGCGAAAAUCUUCCAGGACAGAUUGUUUCGGACCUUGAAAAAGAAAAUUUUCAACAGAAAAAGCCAAGAACCCGCGAAAAGCAGAAACAAAAAGUCCGCCGAUAUGUACAAGAACCGGCUGACAAAAGAGCUGAAGCAGCUCGAGUCAAACGUUCACGGGCUGAAGUUGAUCCAGCUACCCAACCGAGACCGGGAAAUAGAGGUGGAAAUACAGGGACCAGAGGGGUCGCUCUACCAGGGGGAGACAUUCUAUGGAAGUGUCAGAAUCGAAAUCAACAAAAUCGAAAUAAUUUGUGAUGCAUAAAAUCGAUACCAGUUGGAGCCUCAGUUUCUAAGUGGCGCAUGACAAAUUUCGGGAGCACCAAAAUCCAGUCUGUCAUGCUGUUACGGCAAAGAAGACUGCUCCUGUCAUGCUACUCUGACAGCACGCCGUCUUACCCUAAACAGGCUUACAAGCUGUCUCAUUUGCCUGCUCCCCAAUACAGGCCUUCAGUGUCCUACAUUUUCUGCAUCACAAGUUUUUCGAUUUUGUCGAUUUCGAUCCUGACACUCCCAUACAUUCAGGAUAUACUUCAAUUUCGGCGACCGGUACCCGCUGGAAUCACCAAUAGUUUGGUUUCAGGAUCCGACGCCAGUACAUCCACAUAUCUACACCAACGGGCACAUCUGCUUGAGCAUAUUAGGUAACGCAUGGUCGCCGGCAUUGACGGUCGAAAAGGUACUAUUGCGUGUUGGGUCUUCUGACUGCUUGUUUUUCCAAAUCAUGAUCAUGUCUACUGUACUAGUUUCUUGCGAGCUUCGUCGGCGUUGACUAAACACGUACUUCCGUCGACGUGGGGCAGGUAGUCACUGGGAAAAAUAAAAAGCAGUAAUGCCGUGUAGUUUCAGUAAAUAUAAAAUGGAAAAUCCAAUUUCAACAACUACAGGUAUGCCUCUCAAUCCAGAGUAUGCUGGCUUCCGCCGACAGAAAGGUGCUUCCAGAUAGCAACGACCAAUAUGUCAGAUCGCACCCGAGGGGGAGUAAUCCAAAGAAUACGCAGUGGAUUUACGAGGACGACACGUGUUAAGAAUAACUUCGAUCACUGAUGAAGUGCUCUGUCGGCUGGACUUAUCGUGAAGGCAAGAAGCAUACUCACUACGAUAACACCUAGUUCGUCCGCUAGUUCUAGACACCAGCGCUGUUGUGUUGGCGGUUUUUUGAAGUACUGCCAAGCUGAGAAUUACAGUUGCUCCACGAAAAAUAUAGUACUUCGCCUUUUUUCAAUAUCCAUCGAGAAUAUAGGCACCCAUGAGCUAAAGUCAAUACGCCUACCCGUCCUGCCAUUGUCAUGAGAACGAAUCAAAUCAUCUCAAACGCGCUCCUGUUGGUGAGCUUGUACGUAGACAAUUUGUAGUAACAGACUAAGAUUGUAGACGAAUUCCAAAAUCAGAGGGCUACGCUUGGGCCCAUGCUCAUGGUCAUGCUUCUCGGACGGGCUCGUGUUCUACCGUAGCAAUAAGGUCGGAUGUACAAUCUCAAUUUCGUUGGUGCUGCUUGUGAAAUAAUGUUGUCGAAUUCAUCAGUUCGUCUUCGUGUUCGAAGGAUAAGUAUCGCACGAGGGCACUGCAGGAAGAUACAUUGCAGCUUCUUGAAUCUUCGUUUUCUUCAUCAUGUCACAGUUAAAAA
Amoebophrya sp. A120 is the source of this 2924-nucleotide messenger RNA. The record is from the annotation of a GenBank genome assembly. NCBI's taxonomy places the organism in Eukaryota, Dinophyceae, Syndiniales, Amoebophryaceae.